AUGGGUCUGGGACCUUACAGUGAUAUGCUUGUUUUGAACCACACAUCAGAAGGAGGUAAGAGUAGGCAGAGAGCUUCAUAUACAGCGAGAACUCGAGUUCAAAAGCGAAGCCAAUGAUGCAUGUCAUUGUUUCCUGAUCUGCCCUCCUUCAGGAAACAUGGCUAGGAAACAUUGUUCUUGGUUUGUUCACCUUCAGGAAACGUGGCUAGGAAACAAUGUUUCCUGGUUUGUCCACCUUCGAGAAACAUGGCUUGGAAACAAUGUUUUUUGGUUUGUCCACCUUUGGAAAACAUGGCUAGGAUUUCUGGUUUGUCCACCUUCAGGAAAUAUGGCUAGGAAACAAUGUUUCCUCGUUUGUCCACCUUUGGAAACAUGGCUAGGAAACAAUGUUUCCUGGUUUGCCCACCUUUGGGAAACAUGGCUAGGAAACAAUGUUUCUUGGUUUGCCCACCUUCGGGAAACAUGAUUAGGAAACAAUGUUUCUACAAAAAUGCUUUCUGGUUUACUCUCUAACUUAUAAAUAACAACGAAAUAAGAUUCAAAAGAAUUUAUUAUUUAUACUUUUUUAGUUCCCUCAGCAGCGCCUAGAAAUUUGACUGCACAGAAUACUUCAUCGCGAAGUAUCUUACUUCAGUGGAAGUCAGUUUUGUACGAAUAUGCAGACGGAAUUAUCCGUGGGCAUAAAGUUUUCUGGCGUUUGGCAGAUAUCUCUGUGGAAAACAAUCCCGAACCUUGGGAAGAAAUGUAUGUAAAUGGUACCCACAACACAAGUGUGGAAAUUAAAAAUCUGGAAAAAUUUAAAGACUACGAGUUUAAGAUUUUAGCAUUUACUUCCGUUGGAGAAAGUGUGACAACCGAAAUUGUUAUUGCAAGAACUGAUGAAGACAGUAUGUAUAAUUUUGAUUCGCAGAAG
Molecule: messenger RNA, 913 nt
Organism: Paramuricea clavata
Lineage: Eukaryota; Metazoa; Cnidaria; Anthozoa; Malacalcyonacea; Plexauridae
Source: the annotation of a GenBank genome assembly